Messenger RNA from Durio zibethinus, 3263 nucleotides. RefSeq names its product U-box domain-containing protein 5-like. Gene Ontology annotation, molecular function: ubiquitin-protein transferase activity. Lineage: Eukaryota; Viridiplantae; Streptophyta; Magnoliopsida; Malvales; Malvaceae. Gene Ontology annotation, biological process: cell surface receptor signaling pathway; protein ubiquitination. The record is from RefSeq and is a predicted model, not a curated record.
GAAAUAGUUUCCUAUUCAAUAACAAGUAAUAAAACAAAACUUAGUGGAAAGUAGAUAGUAAAUAAUAUAUAAUAAUAGUCAUAACAAAGUUAAUACUAAGUCUUAUUUUGGUGAUUUUAAGUUAGUGGCAUUAACGUCCGUUUUCUUUUUAAACCUUCUUUCUUACCCAUUUCUGAAGAAGUCAACCUAAUGAUCAAAGCAUUUGGCGGACUUGUAAUCGGUCAAAAGUUAAGUAACAGCCGCCUCCUGGAAACUUUCUUGUGGAAAUGUCGAGUUUGACCAACAAAUACUAGUAUAAAACUCUGGUUUCUCCUCAAGAAGGCGGUGACAAUUUUCCUCAUAACUGUUUUCUCUUAUAUUUUUUGUAUGUAUCACUUCGAUGGCUAUGUGGUACCUUUAGCCUAUAUUUUCAUUGUGAUUGUCUUGCUUUGCUAGGAUCUUUUCCCCUUACAGCUCCUCUCUUGGGCAACUGAAAAUUAAGUUGGUAUUUCAACUGUACAAUGAAAAAGGGAACUUGUUGAAGUUAGGGAAGCUGACUGCAAAUUAUAAGCUGUUCAUUCUGAUGUUUCUGUAUCGGGUCUUCUGUGGAGAUCAUGCUAAGUUUUGCCAGUAGAGUAAUUACAGACGCCUUUUUCGGUCAGUAUUUCAACUAGAAGAAUCUCAAACAAGAAAGCUCUAUAAUCAGUGAGGAUACUAUUAUAAUAUGGAACUUGGUGCUACUGAGAAUGUUGAUCUUCCAUAUUACAGCACCGUUAAGGUGCAUCGCUUAAUGUGCUUGGAGCUGAAGAAACUCGUUGAUAGCAUUUUGCACAUGUUUUCAGCUCUUGAGUCUUCUCGGCCCCGAUGCGAAUCUGGACUGCGGGCAUUAUGCUCAUUACAAUCGGCAAUGGAUAAAGCCAAGUUACUAAUCCUGCACUGUUCUGAAUCCAGCAAACUCUACUUGGCAAUUACAGCAAAAGCGAUACUCUUAAGGUGUGAAAAAAUUCGGAAUACCAUGGAGAUUUGCCUGAAUCAGGUUCAAGAUAUGGUUCCACCAUUGUUGGCUGCAAAGAUAUCUAUAAUUAUAGAUGAACUUAGGAGUGCAAGGUUUCCUCUAGAACCUUCUGAAUACGAGGCUGGAGCAGUUAUACUUGCCCUGCUUGAACAGGACGGAUCUGCAUCAGGCUCCAAAAUGCAAUCAGAAAUUGAGGCUCUUCGACUUGCUGCCUUGAGGCUGAGCAUUACAUCUCCUUUUUCCCUUUUGAUAGAACAAAGAUCUAUCAAGAAACUACUUAGAAAAGUCCAUGAUACGAACCCAACAAAGAGGAAAAUCUUGAAUUAUCUCUUACAUCUUCUGAACAAAUAUGGAAAGUUAAUUUGGCAACUCCAAUCUAAAAGCAUCAUUCCUCUGGAGGAAGAGAACGUUAUUUUAUCCAUGGAGCUGGAGCAAGGAGUGAAAACAGAAGAUGAUGAGACUUCACCUAAUGACUUUUUCAUUCCUAAACAUCCUGAGCAAUUCAAAUGCCCUAUCUCUAUGAGACUGCUGUAUGAUCCCGUAAUUAUUGCUUCUGGAAUAACAUUUGAACGAGUUUGGAUAGAGAAGUGGUUUAAUGAGGGCAAUCAGAUGUGCCCGGUGACUGAUACAAGGUUGGAGCAGUUGUCAGUCACUCCAAAUUUAGCAAUGAAGGGUCUCAUUUCAAAGUGGGUUUUGAGGCAUGGAAUCAAGAUUCCUGAACAUGCAAGACCAAUCCCUUCACUGCUUUCCUUACAGAAACCUUCUUCCUGCUCCAUUGCUAGUUUUGGCAUUUCUGUGCUUGGUUUUCAACUUCAAAUAGAGAGUAUUUUAGUUGGUUCAAUAAGUUCUGAAUCUAUUGUAGAUUCACUAGACGGGAAAUGUAAUGAUGAGAUUACAUCUGUGCCAACUCAGGUUGCUGCAGAUUCUCAUAGUCAAAGAUAUCAUCACUCUUCUAUGACUUCAAGUAGUCAUGACAUCAAUGCUGGCUUUCUUUCUGAACUUGAUAAACAUUCCUGGGAGUCUCAAUGCAAGGCUGUUGUAGCUGUUAAAGGCUUUCUAGAAGACAAUGAUAAGGUCCAGCAUUUGACUUUUUCAAGUAGUUAUGUUUCUCCUGUGAUUAAAUUUUUGAAGGAAGCAAAUGAAAUAUGUGAUAUAAAAAUGCAAAAAGAUGGAGCAGAGGUGCUUUUAGCGAUUUUGAGCAGUAGCAGAAUCCAAUUACCUCCUUGUCAUGAAGAUGUUAUCUAUUUGUUGGCAACAUUGUUGGAUUCUGAGCCAGCUGGAGAGUCCCUUGCAGUACUGGAAGUCUUAUCCUGGAAACAGUACUAUAAGUCCAGAAUUGUGGCAUCUGGCGUUUUGCCUUCCAUCCUAAAAGUCCUUGAUACUACAGUCACAAAAUUUUGCAUGCUUGCACUGAAGAUCCUAUGUAAUUUGUCUAAUGGCAGUGAUGUUGGUCACCAUAUUGCAUAUUUGGGUUAUAUCCCCAAGCUGGUUUCUUUUCUUGAGGAUUCAAAUGUUGCAGGCUAUUGCAUUGAGAUUAUAAACAAUAUAUGCAAUACCGAGGAGGUUAGAAUUGAAGUUGCAGAAGCCAAUUUAUGUAGUUCAAUAGCCACACUCUUGGAAGCCGGUAAUAAGGAGGAACAAGAACUUGCUCUUGAUGUGCUCCUCUCAUUAUGCUAUGAGAAUACAGGGUAUUGUCAAAUGAUAAUGACAGAAAGCAUAAUCCAAUCUUUGUUCAGCAUAUCUGUCAAUGGCAGUUCUAAAGGAUCCGAGAAUGCAUUACUACUGCUUAGCCUCUUCGAAUUCAUGCUGAAAAGUGAUGCCGCUCAAUGCUCUAUUCAUAGCACUGUUUUUAGUCAAGAAAACUCACAUGGCUCCAGCAACAACUUCAUUGUCAAAAAGCCAUCAUCUUCCAAGGCAUUUGGAUAUCUGAGAAAGAAAUUAUCAAGGUUUACACAUGCCUAAUAUUGACUUUUUCCUUUUAUUUUGCUGCUUGAACGGCUUUCUUCAUUGAGAAAACGGGAUACUAACCCAACUAAUCCAUGUUGUGUAUAUGGCAUUGUAGGAAUCAGGGGAUUAGCCAUGAAUUUGUUAGCUCAAAUUUGAUAUUAUAGUCAGAGUGCUGUAGUUUCUCAUAGUCAUUUUCCCAUAGUUUGUUUUGUAAAUAGUAUGUUACCUGUUUGUUGUUUUCUCCUGUUUCAUAUCUGUAAUUUAAUGUGUGAAAUUUUUUUUGCAAACAUUAUUUCAGAUUAUUGAACCUGAUUUUUUAUGA